Messenger RNA from Caenorhabditis angaria, 720 nucleotides. The record is from the annotation of a GenBank genome assembly. NCBI's taxonomy places the organism in Eukaryota, Metazoa, Nematoda, Chromadorea, Rhabditida, Rhabditidae.
AUGGUGUCUGGAAAAGUUGUCACGCUUUUGGGCUGGGCUGGAGCGUCGGAGAAGAAUAUCGGGAAGUUUGCGAAGAUCUAUGAGGAUAAGGGGUAGGUUAGAGGCUUUCGCCAAGUCAUAAGCAACUUUUUUUCUCAGAUACAAGACAAUCCAAUACACGGCUCCAGUUUAUUAUGCUGGAUGGGGAACGAAGAAUUCCAGAGACGUCACGGAGCUCUCCAAAAUUUUGAGCGAACUUCCUGACCUGAAAUUAAUUUUUCACCUAUUUUCAAUGAAUGGAGUGCUAACUUUUUGCUCAUUGUGCUUGCAAUAUCCCGAUUUGAAGAUUAUGGAAAGAUCUCAGGGGAUAUUUUUCGAUAGCGGCCCGAUUCAUAAUAUUAAUGCGGAUUGGAAGAUCAUUCGGGCUUAUGCGACUGUUAUGCAACAUUUUUAUGAUAGCAAAGUUUGGAAUUUGAAAAUUUCAUUUUUUUUUCCAGCAAAACAUUUUUCUUCUAGAAAAUCAACACUAACUUCAUCAUCAAUUUUUUCUACGAGGUUUCCAAAUAUUUUGCAAUUGUCAAAAAUGCCUACACAAUUUAUCAAGACAUGCUUCUAAUCAAAUCCGGUCUAAUUCCCCCGGAAAAAGUCUCGGCAUAUUUUUAUCUCCAAAAUCAUCCAAAUCUUCCCAAAGUCUUGUCAUUCAUUUAUUCGGAUGCUGAUUCGAUUUGUGAUGCUGAGUAG